UUCUAGAACACAGGAAACCUCCCUUUAUGAUAUUCGCUUAUCACGCGAUUCACUCCCACAACUACUGCAACUGCUCUUCCUUUGUGAGCCUCUCUUUGCAAACAAGAGCUCAUUGAGUGGUUAAGAAUGAGACAACGAGAGCCUAUUGUUGGCUUAUCCAGUGCAAAAGCCAUGUCAGUUGCCCUAUUUUUGGUGGGCUUUGCCGCUUCUCUCUCGGCGCACUUCGUCCCUCACAUCCCAUUUGAGUCAGACGAGGCAAUGCCAUGGUACGCAGUUGACAGUGACGGAGACACAGGCGUUUGCCAAACCUCUGGUUGCAUAAAAGCCGCUGAGGCUUUGAAGGCCUCAAUUGACCCAGAUGCUGAUCCCUGUGAGGACUUCUUUGCGUUCGCCUGCGGAGGUUGGCAAAAACGAAAUCCAAUUCCAAAAACUGACAGUCAGUGGAACCAGUUCAACGUUGUGGAAAGAAAACUGGACAUUCAGCUACGAGAAAUAUUUGAGCAGGUUGAAAACACAAUUGAACCAGAGCCCGUGGUAUGGGUGAAAAAUUUCUAUCAGGCUUGCAUGGAUAUUGAAAGAAGGGAACAGCUUGGUGUGAAUCCCUUGCUGGAACUGCUUUCUUCCCUCGGUGGAUGGCCCAUUGCUCAACCUGGCUGGUCAGAGAGCGAGUUCGAUCUGCUUCAAACCCUUGGCUUUGUCACCAGGAGAACGGCGGUAACUCCUCUGGUGUCAGUUUAUGUUCACUUGGACAGGAAAAACACCAGCCGCAGCGUUGUAACUGUGGACCAAGGCAGCCUGGUGCUCCCAAGGGCGAUGUUGGCGCAGCCUGCUGUGUACAAAAAGCAACUGGCUGCUUAUGCAGAAUGGAUUGUAGGCACGGCUAAAAUUUUGGGAGCAAGUGCAAAGAGAGAGGAAUUGCUUGAACAGGCGAAGGAAAUAGUACAACUGGAGAGCCACUUGGCUGAGCUGACGGCGCCUAGUGAAGACAGAAGAGACGCAUACCGUAUGUACAACUCUCUGUCAGUGAGGCAGCUGCAAAAGUGGACAGACACAGUCGAGAGCCAAGGCCACAAAUCAGUGCUGCAGUGGGCCAAAUUGCUCAAAUCAGUUUUCCAAGAGACCAACGUUGAAAUCUCCUCAGGAGAGAGGGUGCUGGUUCGAGAAAUGGAGUACAUCCUGAAGCUAGAGGCCCUUUUGCAGAAAACACCACGCAGAACAAUAGCGAAUUAUAUGCUCUGGCGGGUUGUGAAAAAUUUAGGCAGAGACACAAGCGCGAAAAUGAGGCACCUUUCCUUCUCCUUUGACAAGAUUUUCAGCGGCGUGGUAGAAGACCAACAUUUGUGGGUGGAAUGCGUGUCGAGGGCCACUUCAGCGCUGCCUUUCGCUGCUGGGUUUCAGUACGUCAAAAAGUAUUUUGACACUGAAGCAAAAACUUCGGCGUUACACAUGGUUCAUCACAUUAGAAAAGUUUUUAUAGAAAGGGUGGGAAAUCUUGAGUGGAUGGACGACGAAACAAAAUUGGCCGCCAAAGAAAAAGCUAAAGUCAUGACCGAGUUUAUUGGCUUUCCCGACUGGUUUACCAAUUCAACAGCAUUGACAAACUACUACAAAGGGGCAAUUGUGGGAAAAGAUCAUUUUGAGAAUGUAGUGGCUAUGACGUCCCAUCAGAUCCAAAAGGUUUUCGAAAAAUUAAGGGUCCUUACAGACCGGAACGAUUGGCUAACUGGACCUGCAGUCGUUAACGCAUACUAUAACCCUCUCACAAAUUCAAUAACGUUUCCAGCAGGAAUUUUACAAGCCCCAUUCUUUGGAAAGAACGCACUGGAGGCAUUAAAUUACGGAAGCAUAGGCGUCAUAAUUGGGCACGAAAUCACGCAUGGAUUUGAUGACAUGGGGAGGCAAAACGACAUGAAUGGGAAUUUAGUGCAGUGGUGGACGCCAGAGACGGAAUACUCAUACUUGGAGAAGGCGCUGUGUAUUGUUGAGCAGUACGACCGCUUCAGGGUCCCAGAGCUCGACGAACUUCUGGCAACAAAAGCUACAAUGAAUGGAGUUAACACUCAAGGUGAAAAUAUUGCUGAUAAUGGUGGACUGGAACAAUCUUUCGAAGCGUACCAACUUUUUGUGUCUGAGAAUGGGCAGGAGCAAAAACUACCUGGCUUGGAUUACACCCCUGAGCAGAUAUUUUUCAUCGGUUACGCUUCAGUUUGGUGUGAGUCCUCCAGCCCUGAGUCGUUGUUGCACGAGGUCUUAUCUAAUCCACACUCUCCGCACCGGCACAGGGUAAACGGACCCCUUUCAAACUCGCUGCAAUUUGCGAAAAUUUGGCAGUGUAAAACAAACAGUCCUAUGAAUCCAGAAAACAAGUGUCAAGUCUGGUGAAUUGAGACAAGUUGCUGUUAGUGAACUCUUUCGAUGAGAAAUGCAAAAUUAAGAAUUUUCUUUUCAAACAAUAUAUGUCAAGAAGGUGUUUAAAAGAAAUUUAAUAAAUUAUAAUUCGUUGACUUGA
Cloeon dipterum is the source of this 2509-nucleotide messenger RNA. Its product is annotated as neprilysin-4-like. Gene Ontology annotation, cellular component: plasma membrane. Lineage: Eukaryota; Metazoa; Arthropoda; Insecta; Ephemeroptera; Baetidae. Gene Ontology annotation, biological process: protein processing. The record is from RefSeq and is a predicted model, not a curated record. Gene Ontology annotation, molecular function: metalloendopeptidase activity. The transcript is spliced from 14 exons. The coding region runs from base 127 to 2382 and encodes 751 amino acids.